Ceratosolen solmsi marchali is the source of this 1528-nucleotide messenger RNA. Its product is annotated as zinc transporter 2. The coding region runs from base 177 to 1460 and encodes 427 amino acids. Lineage: Eukaryota; Metazoa; Arthropoda; Insecta; Hymenoptera; Agaonidae. Gene Ontology annotation, biological process: response to zinc ion; zinc ion transmembrane transport. Gene Ontology annotation, molecular function: zinc ion transmembrane transporter activity. The record is from RefSeq and is a predicted model, not a curated record. Gene Ontology annotation, cellular component: plasma membrane. The transcript has 8 exons.
GGAGGGAGAGAGCAAAAGAGGAACGAACGAGCAAGCGAGAGAUAGAGAAAAAGAGAGAUAGAUGCAUGUUAACGAAUCAAGGAGCAACGUGACAGACACAGCAUUGACAAGCGGCACAAAUACGUUUUCAUAGAUAGCCUUAUGGCCAUAGUGUCAAUUACAAUCGGUCACAGGACAUGGAUGGAGAAAAAAUAAAACUGUUUCAGGAUAAAGCAACUUUUAGUUAUGGAACAACUAUUUUAUCAAAUAAUAAUGAAAUAGAUAAUAAAAAUACUUCGACAAAAAAAGUUAUUUUCUGUGUCCAUGGGAAAUUAUCUGGAUGCUGCACGCUUCUCAAAGGUGAACCUGAAGAAGAAUGUGUAUUUAUUGAUUAUAGACAAAACUCUACAUAUCUCGAAGAUCAUUGUCAUAUGGAGAGAAAUGAGGAAAUUGAUAAAACAGCUAGAAGAAAGUUAACUAUUGCCAGUGUAUUGUGUGUAAUAUUUAUGAUAAUGGAAAUAGUGGGUGGUAUUUGGUCAAAUAGUUUAGCAAUUGCAACAGAUGCGGCUCACUUACUUACAGAUUUUGCAUCAUUUAUGAUUUCACUAUUUUCGAUAUGGGUAUCGAAUAGACCUCCAACUAAAAAAAUGCCUUUUGGAUGGUAUAGAGCAGAAGUUAUAGGAGCUUUGACAUCGGUUUUAUUGAUAUGGGUAGUUACAGGAAUCCUUUUUUUUCUUGCAAUAGAACGAAUAAUCAAUAAGAAUUUCGAACUCGAUGCUCCCAUUAUGUUAAUCACUUCUGCAGUUGGAGUUGCCAUUAAUUUAAUAAUGGGUAUGAUACUCCAUCAACAUGGUCAUGGUGGAUACAGCCACACACAUAAUUACAGUUACGACCAUGAUCAUAAUCAAGAAAAAAAUGUAAUAGAAACGAAAAUGAAGCAAAUUAUAAAUAAUAAGAAUGGAGAAGAAAAUUUAGUCACCAUGAUUGAUAAGCAUAAUAAAAAUAAUAUCAAUGUUAAAGCAGCCUUUGUCCAUGUUCUUGGUGACUUCAUUCAGAGCACAGGAGUUUUUAUUGCAGCAAUUGUUAUCUAUUUUAAGCCAGCAUGGAAUAUAGUAGAUCCAAUUUGUACAUUCUUAUUUUCCAUUUUGGUGAUACUCACAACAAUUGCCAUUGUUAAGGAUGUCAUGAACGUUUUAAUGGAAGGUAUUCCAAAAGGAUUUGAUUAUUCUCAAGUGGAAAAUACAUUUAUACAAAUUGAUGGAGUAAUUAAAGUUCAUAAUUUGAGAAUAUGGGCUCUUUCAUUGGAUAAAACGGCACUUUCUGCUCAUCUUGCCAUCAAAUCUGGAGUCAGUCCUCAAACAAUAUUACGUACAGCUACGAGAAACAUUCAUGAAAAGUAUAACUUUUUCGAGAUGACAUUACAAAUUGAGGAGUUCAAUGAAAAGAUGAAGAAUUGUAAACAAUGCAAACCACCCACAUAAUAAACACUCUGUUAUAUAUGAAUAUUUCACUUUUCUAUAUUUGAUAUAUUUUAUCAGAUAAAUUAACA